AUGCCCCAUAAAACAUCGGCAGGACAAUCAGAUGCUCCAGACAUUCUGAGAAGCAAUGUGCUGCAGAAUUUGGGGGCCAACAUUGACGAUGUUCGUCACAUGGAGGAAAAAAUGCUUCGUCUUCUCGAGGAUUUUGAGGCUGGAAAAAUAGUUUCUGUUGGUGCGGACUGUCCUUAUGACAAAUUGGAUGCAGUUAGGGAGCAGCAGGAAGAACUGAUGCUUCUUCAUUUUGAGUUGGACAAUAAAAUGCAGAGCACGGCUGGACCCAUCUCAGGACGAAAUCGGCAGCAAGCACGACGGUUAUUGAUGGAGGAGGGAAGAAAGACGUCAAGAUCAAAUUUGUCGACACUGGUGAACAAGUUGGAGGCUCUGAGUCAUUCUAUAAUCUUCAUAGCCAGCCAAAAGUGUGACAACCUCGAUGACUUGGUUUCCAGUUAUAACAAAAUAUGUGAAUAUACUUUAUUACUUUUCCUUUCCAGUCAUUCGUUUGGGGUGUUCUUAGAGGCUUCCGAUAAGCGUGGGAAUCAGAUGUGGACCUGUACUGUUCGGAGGCACCUAGGCUCAUGCGUCCGAAUUGCUCGGGUCGGUGCGAUUUUUCGACCCGCUGGGCGUUCACGUGUAGUGGGGUGUCGCGAUCUGCCACAGGCGACUUAUGCAACCGAAGAUCCUGUUUUCUGA
Molecule: messenger RNA, 678 nt
Organism: Echinococcus granulosus
Lineage: Eukaryota; Metazoa; Platyhelminthes; Cestoda; Cyclophyllidea; Taeniidae
Product: Coiled-coil domain-containing protein 28B
Exons: 6
Coding region: 1-678 (225 amino acids)
Source: RefSeq, a predicted model, not a curated record